This is a messenger RNA of Cololabis saira (Pacific saury), 967 nucleotides long. Its product is annotated as zinc finger and SCAN domain-containing protein 29-like. The record is from RefSeq and is a predicted model, not a curated record. The transcript is spliced from 3 exons. Bases 105 to 902 code for a protein of 265 amino acids. Lineage: Eukaryota; Metazoa; Chordata; Actinopteri; Beloniformes; Belonidae.
GUCGGGGGGUUGGCCAAUCAGAUACCAGAUGUCUGAGUCAGGAUGUGACCUCAUAAAGAGCGACCCGCGGGUUCUUCUUCCUUUCUCAUCGAAAACAAACAACAAUGGCUGCUCAGAAGUCCGUGCCAUGGUCAAACUCUGAGGUGGAGACAUUUUUGAACCUGGUGGCGGAGGAUAGGAUCCAGAGGGAGCUGGACGGGGCCACGAGGAACGAAAAAGUAUUUCUCCAGCUUUCUCAGAUGAUGUCUGAACGAGGCUUCUACAGAACUCUUCAGCAGUGCCGCGACAAGCUUAAGAAGUUGAAGAGUGACUAUCGUGCGGUGAAGGACCACAAUGGCCGUAGCGGGGCUUCCAGGAAAAACUGGAAGUGGCUGGCCCAGAUGGAUGAAAUCUAUGGGCAGCGACCGUCUAGCAACGGGAGAGAGAGCAGCCUGGACUCCGCUACGGUCCACCUCGAGACUUUAAACGAGGACGACAUCUCCCAGGGCGAGUUUCUGUCUUUCACCCCCUCGGCCUCCUGCUCUUCAACGCCAGCACGUCCGACAUCCCCAACAUCCCCAACAUCCCCAACAACAUCACAUGCGGUGGCCGUUUGUCCAUCACGUGUAAUGGCUGGUAAAAGAAAAAGGACCUCCCACACGUCAGAGCUCGUCGAUGCCCUCCGAGAGUGCAGCCGGAACGACCAGGUCCUGCAAGCCCAGCGGGAGAGCCAUGUUGGGAGGCUUCUCGAUGAUGCCCGUGAGGCCAGGGAGCACCAAGCGGCAUUACAGCGAGAACUACGAGAACUACACCGAGAACAACAGGAUGUGCAGAACCAGAUGAACGAACGAUUUAACCUAGGGUUUCUUGCUGCGCUGGACCGGCUUACCACGGCGUUGACUGGGCAACGUAAUGGCAACUAACAUUUGUGGAGUCCAGUUUUUUAUUGCACAUUUUUAUACGUUUUUAUAAAAACAAUUUUUUUAUU